Molecule: messenger RNA, 168 nt
Organism: Chlorella variabilis
Lineage: Eukaryota; Viridiplantae; Chlorophyta; Trebouxiophyceae; Chlorellales; Chlorellaceae
Exons: 2
Coding region: 1-168 (55 amino acids)
Source: RefSeq, a predicted model, not a curated record
AUGGCCCGGGCCACUGUGACCGUCCUUACCAACGCCCCGCCCGAUGAACUGGUGGAGACCGAGCUGGUCAUUGUGGAUGAGGCUUUUGAGGAGCUUGAGGACGGCAAUGAAGAUGCGCUGAAGGAGGUGCUGGAACGACAGAAGACACAGCUCAGGCAAGGCUUUUAA